Agelaius phoeniceus (red-winged blackbird) is the source of this 996-nucleotide messenger RNA. RefSeq names its product C1q and TNF related 6 (gene C1QTNF6). The record is from RefSeq and is a predicted model, not a curated record. Gene Ontology annotation, molecular function: protein binding. Lineage: Eukaryota; Metazoa; Chordata; Aves; Passeriformes; Icteridae.
AUGGAGAGCACCCAAAGCCAGGGAGGGAGCAGGCGGGAGAGGAGAGGGGAGGGAGCCGGUCCAAGCCCGGCUUGCGCUCCCGGCCAGGCUGCGCAGUGCCUGUGCCAAGAGCCGGCUUCCUUAAAGCCAUCUCGGGGGCCUGCCCUGCAGGCAGAGGGGAGCCGGCGAGCCGGGGCUGGGACGCGGAGAGGGGAAGCUGCGGCCCGCGGGGUCACCAUGGACAUAACCUACCUGCGCACAUCCCUGACCUUCCUUUUUCUCCCUCUUGUUGUGUUUGGGGCACCCGCUGAUGAACCCAACCUCACAGAACCAGGCCCUGGUGCUUGCAAGCGCUGUUGUGACUCACUGGACUCCUCCACAGAUACCCCACCAGUCCCUCCCAGCCACCACCACUUUCCCUAUCCAGUGCCAGAGGUCCGUCCCUACAUCAACAUCACCAUUCUGAAGGGAGAGAAAGGAGACCGGGGAGAGCCUGGGAUGCCAGGGAAAUGGGGCAAAGAAGGACCACGAGGCGAGCGGGGUGCCCAGGGCCAGAAAGGCAGCAAGGGACAGAUGGGCACGGCGGGAGACCCCUGCAAGCAUCAGUACGCUGCGUUCUCCGUGGGCCGCAAGAAAGCGCUGCACAGCAGCGAGGGCUUCCAGGUCCUGAUCUUUGACACCGUCUUUGUCAACCUCUACAGCCACUUCGACAUGUUCAAUGGCAAGUUCUACUGCUCAGUGGGUGGACUUUACUAUUUCAGCCUCAAUGUCCACACCUGGAACUUCAAGGAGACCUACAUGCACAUCAUGCACAACGAAGAGGAGGCUGUCAUCCUGUAUGCCCAACCCAGUGACCGCAGCAUCAUGCAGAGCCAGAGCCUCAUGCUGGAGCUCCAGGAAAAUGAUGAGAUCUGGGUGAGGCUCUACAAGCGGGAGCGGGAGAAUGCCAUUUACAGUGAUGAUGUUGAUGUGUACAUCACCUUCAGUGGGUAUUUGGUCAAGCCCAGCAUUGAAUAA